This is a messenger RNA of Sordaria macrospora k-hell, 1578 nucleotides long. RefSeq lists its product as uncharacterized. The record is from RefSeq and is a predicted model, not a curated record. NCBI's taxonomy places the organism in Eukaryota, Fungi, Ascomycota, Sordariomycetes, Sordariales, Sordariaceae. Gene Ontology annotation, biological process: cellular response to heat; trehalose biosynthetic process. Gene Ontology annotation, molecular function: alpha,alpha-trehalose-phosphate synthase (UDP-forming) activity; trehalose-phosphatase activity. Gene Ontology annotation, cellular component: cytosol; alpha,alpha-trehalose-phosphate synthase complex (UDP-forming).
AUGCCCGGUGUCGUCGACGCACAAUCAACCGGCUCCGGCCGCUUGCUGCUCAUUUCCAACCGUCUUCCCAUCACCAUCAAGCGCUCCGAUGACGGCCAAUACACUUUCUCCAUGUCCUCCGGCGGUCUCGUCACUGGCUUGAGCGGCCUGGCCAAGACUACAAAGUUCCAAUGGUACGGAUGGCCGGGCUUGGAAGUUCCCGAGUCCGAGGCCGCCAGCAUGAAGCAGCGCCUGAAGGAGGAACACGACGCCAUUCCCGUAUUUGUUGACGAUGAGCUGGCUGAUCGUCAUUAUAACGGUUUUGCGAAUUCCAUCCUCUGGCCGCUCUUCCACUACCACCCCGGUGAGAUCACCUUCGACGAGUCCGCCUGGGCUGCUUACCGCGAGGUCAACCGCUUGUUCGCAAAGGAGGUUGUCAAGGAUGUCCAGGACGGAGAUAUGAUCUGGGUCCACGAUUAUCACCUGAUGCUGCUUCCCCAAAUGCUUCGCGAGGAGAUCGGCAACACCAAGAAGAACAUCAAGAUUGGCUUCUUCCUUCAUACCCCCUUCCCCAGCAGUGAAAUCUAUCGAAUUUUGCCUGUCCGGGAAGCGCUUCUGCUGGGUAUCCUCGACUGCGAUCUGAUUGGCUUCCACACAUACGACUACGCCAGGCACUUCCUGAGCAGCUGUUCCCGAAUUCUCCAAACACCGACUACCCCUAAUGGCGUGGACUUCAAUGGAAAAUUCGUCACUGUUGGUGCCUUUCCUAUCGGUAUCGAUCCUGAGAAGUUUGUCGAAGGCCUCAAGAAGCCGAGCGUCCAGCAGCGUAUCGCGACACUCAAACGCAAGUUCGAAGGUGUCAAGCUCAUCGUUGGUGUCGACCGUCUCGAUUACAUCAAGGGCGUGCCACAAAAGCUACACGCUCUCGAGGUCUUCCUUACUGAGCAUCCCGAGUGGAUCGGCAAGAUCGUGCUAGUCCAGGUUGCCGUGCCCAGCCGACAGGACGUCGAAGAAUAUCAGAACCUACGCGCCGUUGUUAACGAGCUUGUCGGCCGUAUCAACGGCAAAUUCGGCACUGUCGAGUUCAUGCCCAUCCACUUCCUCCACCAAUCCGUCUCGUUCGAUGAGCUCACUGCUCUCUACGCUGUCAGCGAUGUCUGCUUGGUCAGCUCCACCCGUGAUGGCAUGAACCUCGUCUCGUAUGAGUACAUUGCCACGCAGCGCGAGAAUCAUGGCGUCAUGAUUUUGUCCGAGUUCACUGGCGCAGCUCAAAGUUUGAACGGAAGUUUGAUCGUCAACCCUUGGAACACGGAGGAGCUUGCCAACGCGAUCCACGACGCGGUUACCAUGAGCCCCGACCAGCGCGAGGCCAACUAUCGCAAGCUUGAACGCUAUGUCUUCAAGUACACCAGCGCUUGGUGGGGCCAGAGCUUCGUUGCCGAGCUGACGAGGAUAAGCGCAGAGGCUGAUAAUAACGCCGAUGCGCAAAAGGAGCAGCAUGGCAUCCGCGAGGGUAUUGCCAACGCGGCCAAUAAGGCUAUUGAAGGCGUCACGGGUGCGCUAAAGUCCACCAACCUUACUGACAACCAGGAGUCGUGA